Lingula anatina is the source of this 7981-nucleotide messenger RNA. Its product is annotated as two pore channel protein 2. Gene Ontology annotation, molecular function: ligand-gated sodium channel activity; voltage-gated channel activity; intracellularly phosphatidylinositol-3,5-bisphosphate-gated monatomic cation channel activity. Lineage: Eukaryota; Metazoa; Brachiopoda; Lingulata; Lingulida; Lingulidae. Gene Ontology annotation, biological process: transmembrane transport; monoatomic ion transport; endocytosis involved in viral entry into host cell. The record is from RefSeq and is a predicted model, not a curated record. Gene Ontology annotation, cellular component: lysosomal membrane.
UUAUAUUGGAGGUAUAUUUCAGCGGAUCGUGAACCCUGUCAAGGUCUACUUGAACAGUGAAUGACCUAACAUUAUAAAUAUACACCCCGUCAAAAUGUCAAUAGCAUGGGAACAGGACGUAGCCGCUACGAGAACUUAAUACCAAAUAGAUGCCAUGGAACGUUUAGAAACUGAGUCUCCGGACUUUCACGAACGCAGAGAAAGCUUCAGAAAUUGGACACGAACUUCAUCGACCACUAGCCGCAGUUCUCUGUUUCCGCAAUCUCGGGGUGACAACGCUGAUGACGAUUAUUCUGGCUCAUAUCCCGGCUUAAGACGGGAUUAUGAUGAGUUAACAGUGCUGCAAGCUCAGGUGUUUUUGGAGGAUGCAGAAAAAUACCGUAGCAUCCACCACAAAAUUGACAAGACCUCGUUGAGACUGUACAGACUAUACUUCUCCAGACCUUACCAAUGGUUCCUUUUCUCGGUGAUGUUUGUUGUACUAAUCCUGGCAUUCUUCGAGAAGCCAUCCUCACUGACCACAAACUGGACGUCCGACAUGAGGAAUACUGGUCAGAGACUGAACCCUCCUUGUGGUCUGACGGAGGGUAUUGAGAUCAUUUGUCUGCUGCUGUUUGUGGGAGAUGUCAUCCUCAAGAGCUACUUCAAAGGUCCAGAAGUCCUGAAGAGCCCCUGGGUCAUCUUGUACAUCUGUGCUCUGCUAGUGUCUGUGGUGGACUGGACAGUGUCCAUGAUAUACUUUUGUAAAGAAAUUGUAAGAGUAAGGAGAUAUAUAAGACCAUUUUUUAUUCUUCAAAAUAGUUCUCUCAUGAAAAAGACUGUCAAUUGUUUGAAGAAAACUCUGCCUGAAAUUAUAAGUAUUCUGGUCCUUUUGGUGUUCCAUGUGUACUUUUUUCUGUUGCUUGGAAUGCUGCUUUUUACUGAGGAAUAUGAUCCUAUCCCAGCAAAUCCAAAUGGAACUGAUCCAGAAGGGCCUGCAGCCAACAGCUCCAGAAAUGGCUCUAGUGCAUUUAUUGAGGAUUUUGAAGCUGGUUUAAAGAAUUUGUUGGUGCUUAUUACCACAGCUAAUCAUCCUGAUGUGAUGAUGCCUUUAUAUAACUACAACAGGUUUUAUGUGUUGUAUUUCAUAGUGUUUUUAGUUAUUGGCUUAUAUUGCUUAAUGAAUAUGCUGACAGCUGUGAUAUACAAUCAUUUCAGAGGGUACUUCCUGGAUUCCAUGCAGUCCAGUCACUUAAGGCGGUGUGUGGGAAUAAGGGCAGCUUACGAGGUGCUACAUGCUAGGGAGAAGGCUCAACACAGAUAUGGAGUCUCAGUUCCUCUGGCUCGUCACACUAUAGAAGGCGCGCGGAUAGCAAAGUCUACAAAAAGAGAGAUGUUGAAGGAGCUCAAUGUGAGAACGGAGGAGUAUCUAGACCACACAACUUUCCAUGCUAUUUGUAUUAUAAUGGAGAAGGGGAAGAAAAGCCAGAAAAAUAAACCUCAGAUGACAUUCUGUCAAAAUGCAUGUCUGAAUAUUCUCCAAACCAUUGUCACUCACCGAUUCUUCACGUAUUUUGGUCUCCUGGUCACAUUAGUGAAUGUAGUGCUGAUCUCAAUAGAACUUUCUACACAGUAUGACCUGAUAGUGCACUCUCCAAAUACAGUCUUGGCAGUGAUCAAUCUUGUCUUUAUAAUCUACUACACAGUAGAGCAGGGUCUAAGGCUGUGGGCUAUGGGGUGGAGAGUGUACUUCAAUCAUGUUUCCUAUAUCUUUGAUGGACUAAUCACUGUCAUUUUGGUGUUUUUAGAAGUCACUUUUCUUAUCAUAUAUGGACUCCCCAAUAUUGAAAAAAUUAACAAGCAGGCAGUUUAUGAAGAUGACCUCACAAUGUGGGACCUAGUACGGGUCAUCAACAUUCUCAUCAUACUGCGCCUGUUCAGGAUCAUCCCAGAGUUCAAGAGCAUGUCUCUUGUAGCCAGCACUUUGGGGGAUCUUUUUGUCAAUCUCCAAGCUUUUGCAGGAAUAUUGCUGGUCAUAUAUUAUUUCUUUGCUAUUCUUGGAAUGGAGCUGUUUGCAGGAAAGUUGGAACCUGCUCAGUUAGAACCCAUGAGAAAUCAAUGUGGAACCUAUGCUCAGCUCAACUAUUGGGGAAACAAUUUUGAUGAUUUUGCAAUAUUCUUGAUGAAAUAUAUAUGCAUCAAAAAGCUGACAUGUUAUGACCCUUAUUUUCUCCUCAUAUUCCAGAGCAUGUCUCUUGUAGCCAGCACUUUGGGGGAUCUUUUUGUCAAUCUCCAAGCUUUUGCAGGAAUCCUGCUGGUCAUAUAUUAUUUCUUUGCUAUUCUUGGAAUGGAACUGUUUGCAGGAAAGUUGGAACCUGCUCAGUUAGAACCCAUGAGAAAUCAAUGUGGAACCUAUGCUCAGCUCAACUAUUGGGGAAACAAUUUUGAUGAUUUUGCAGCCUCCCUGAUAGUACUGUGGGAUGUCAUGGUGGUGAAUAACUGGUUUGUGUUCCUUGAUGCUUACACAAUAGCAACGGGAACAAGGUGGUCACAGCUAUAUUUUGUUGUAUGGUGGCUGCUGUCAGUGGUGCUUAGUCUUAACUUACUCUCUGCUUUGAUUUUAGAGAAUUUUAUAAUGAAAUGGGAGAAGAAUCGAGAACGUUGGAGGGCCAGUGACCAGGAAAGAUCAAGAUCAGUGUCUGUGAACAGUAUAUCAUUACAAGCCACGAUAUCCAGACCAUUAUCUGUACACGACAUGUUUAGGGAUAUGUUACAGGAACCAGAGGAAGAAGAAAUGUUACAAGUCAUUAAUGAGCACAGAUAUCUAAGACUGUAGGAAAGACUGUGUGUCAUGGCACAGUAAGUGGCUAAGUGUGCUGGACAUGUAAGCUUUAUCAGAUCUUAGUCUAGAAAGGCAGGCUGGGAAGAAGAAUCUUUUUAAGAAGUAUCUCACAAAGAUAAGAUAAUCCUGUGCCAGUAACUAUGCACAUAUGACCAUCUGACAAUUGUCAUUCUGUGUCACAAAUAUGCCUUUGUCAGAGUAUCACUUUACUGAUGACAAGCUAUGCUAUGAGAUAAUUAAAGGGCACUUGCCUCCUAGAGAGUUUACAGUUGCCACCCCCCUGGAUGAAUGCCCCCCCCUGGGUCGUUAUACCCUCUAGGUCAGUGCCCUUAGAGGUUAAUGACCCCUGUCCAUAGCUUCUUGCAAAACAUGUUUGUAGUGGAAUUGUUUAUAGGAAACAUGAGCUCAGUGGAAGAUAAGUAAGAAAUAUUUUCGCUUUUUUUUCGCAAGCUUUCUUGAACUUACCCAGGUUUUCAUUGUUUGAAUGUGGUCAGAUGAAAGUGAGAAAAUCUGACUUUUUAGAAUAUGUUGUCCAACUCCAAGGGACAUCAUACUAGUGAUCAGCAAUACAGAUGUUUUAUUGUCAUUUUUUUAAUGUUUACUGUUUGUUCAACUAAAACACUGAAAAACAUUUGUUUUAGUCUGUGAUAAUUUGUAAUGAGUUCAUCCAGGGGGAAAACUUAUCUUAUUCACAAGCGUCGCUCUUCAAAAGAUCUGCACCAAUGCAAUAAGGAGAAAUAUUUAUUUUUCUGCACAUUAAAAUGUUAUUAGAAUCCAUAAUCAUGCAAGUAUUCAGAGUUCCAUUGAUCUCUCAUCAUCAAGGCAGGGUGGAGGAUAUCAGAUAGCAUGAAAUGAGGGAUAAAGCCUGGGGUUUACAGGCACUGUUGGGUCAAAGAUAUGGUAUUGUAGAAAUUUUGCGUUACAAAUCAAUAAUAACUGAAAUUGAUAUAAUAAGUACACAUUGACUGUUAUGGCAAAAUUUGAUUAUGCCUUCUUUAUAUUAAGAAAUGGGACUGGGUACAAAUAGAUUUGUUGAGAUAAUAUUUCAUUUCAUUUUGUUGACGUCAUUGUAUUUGUUGUUAACAUGAUUACAGGUUGUAAAGAAAUGUGUAGCAUAAUAGAUAAAGCUUGGAUUUUAAGCUUGGUGGGACUCAUGUUACAAAUUCUGUGACUAUGAUGUUAAAAGCCUUUAAUAAUGGCCAUAUUGUGAUUGACACAUGCAGACACUUUGGUAAAAUUUAUGUAUUCAAAUAACAUUCAACCUGUAACUUAUACAGUUUUAUUACUAGAAAGCCGUGCUAACCUUUCCUGCUCCAGAAACAUUUGUAAUCCCCCUAGGUACGUUAGGUGGCAGAUCUGUGACAAAUUUUCUCAAUACUUAAAAUUUCAUUCAAUAUUGUCAGUCUAGAUUACUCCAUAACUUCUAGGUAGUCUCUUUUUCUUUGUAUUAUUCAUUUCCAAGUAAAAUUCUCCACAUAAAAAACAUCAGCUGCAGAGGGUGAAGUUGGUAGAGGUAGAUUGUUCUGUGCAAUGCUGAAACACAGGCCGAAACAUUUAUUGUCAUUUUUGUCAUAUUACAUUUCACAUUUCUGAAAGAUAUUUUGAAAAUAAUGUCAUGAUAUAUAUAGUACUUUCAUCCUUAGAAAUUCAGACACAACAUAUCGAAAAACUAUGAAUCUAAUUUUAUAAUCAUAUUUAACAUUAGAAUACUCAAUAAUAUAAAUAUUAUUAUUAAUUUGAUAUUUCUAUUGUGAUUCUCUAUGCAACUUGUAAUGUAAAGAAGCAUAAAUUGAGAUGAUUGUAUACUAUUUUAAGAUAAUUUUUAUCAAAUGACAUCAUAUUGUAGCCACAUAAAAUAAUUAUUAAUUAUUUCAUGCAAUUCCACUGUAUUGUUUAUUAUGGAUUACAUCCACAGUUGAAACAAAUUGUAGAAAACUUCUUAUGCUUUCUUUAAACCAGUAUUUGGUUCAAAAUUGUGAAAAAACUUUUAAAGUUUUUUAUUUUUUUAUUUAACUUGACAAAGUGUUAUGAAAAGAAUCCAUUAAAAAUCUCCAGUGUUAACUGUCAAGGAUUAAUCCUGUUUACUCCCCCUUGGAGUGAUGUGAGCUGAGGUUGGGUGGGUUACUCCUGUUUCUAACUACAAGAGCUGACGUAGUUUCACAUCUUGGCACAAUGGGCUCAGGUAUAAGUUACAUGCUGGGGAUAAAUGCAAACACUUUGCACUGUAUCAGACACCAAAUUGAAAAAUGUGCCUGGAAUUAUAAAAGUUUCAAAUUUGAAUAAUGACAUUUGUUUUUUUUUCACCCUUUAGUUGUACUAUAAGAGUAGUGAUUUAUUUCAAUUAAGUGCAAAAAAUCAACCACCUUAUUGGAUUUAUUUUGGCAGUUUUUUUUAGCAAAUCUCCAAAAUCUAAUCAAACUAAAAUUGCAUCUCAUACAACUCAAGCACCUGAUGACCUUCUUGCCAUGCAAUUUUAAAAUUAAAUUAAAAGAAUUAACCCAGAAGUUCCCACAGUGCAAUCAUGCAUUACAUGCAAUGUUAUGAUAGGGUCAACAUGUUAACUCUGUGUUGUAUGCCCAGCUCUCUCCAUAUUAUCUUUCAUGGCUUAUUUCUCUUUAAUUACCUAUGUGUGAAUGGGGAUCAUAAUGGAAUAGUUUGGCUCACAGAGAAUGCCAGGAUUACACAGUGUAUUUAUCUUCCUUACAUCAUCUAGGAGCUAAUAUACAUCUCAGUAUGGUGGGGCCUUAUGUCAUGUUAUCUAAUUAUCAAGAAGAAGGUCUUGUAUUUUGGAAUGUGUAGGCUUGAAAGUCAAGCACUUUAAAAUGGGACUAAAAAUAUUGAGCCACAGAAUUCUUGGGGGAUUUAUGCCUGACUAUUGCAAUAGAAGGUAGUUAUCACCUAUCCAUAAUAGGUCACAUAUCUGGAGAGAUUGAACAGUAUCAGUGCUAUUGGCAACCUCCACCCACCCACACAUACUGUUUUGAUUGCUGCCCAGUUACAACCUUUGGGGUAGCUGCCCAGGAGGGGGUCAUUUUUCAUGACCUAGCCCCUGCUACUUUUCUAUUAAAAAAAACUGUUGUCACUGUAUGUAUCAGCAGAGAGCAAAACCGAUCAGACAUGAUUUUUUUCCUGAUUUUUCUGAUAUCCAAUUUUUUCUUGGUGGUUUUUAGCCUUACAGUGCCCCUUGACCCUUACUUUUAAGGCCACUGAGCCCUUUUUUUCUACAUUUAUAAUCAAAGUCAUAUUUGAUUGGUGACAAUUAACCAGAAAUCAUUAUCAACUUUUCUUUACAUUUUAUCUUUAUAACUGAUGAGCUCUGAUCUUGAAUGAAAGUGUAUUGUUAUUGAUACUUUGAGAAGGCAAUAGGCAUUUGGUCCAACCAGUUACAUUUUAGUCCAUUUCUGCUCUUUAUCCUAGUGUAAUUCCCUGAUUAAGGGACAAGGUUUAAGUAGUGAUCGCAGGGAUUCACUAAACACAACAUAUAUAAUAUCUAUGAUCAAAUAUUUUGCUUGCAAACUUCCCGUGGAUAAGGUAGAAGGGGUUAACCAAGGCCUAUAUUUGGCAGCAAUACAGAGAUAUAAUAUGUUGAUGGAAGGGUGUGGGUUGAGUGUGGGCAUUGGAGGUUUUAUAUCUGUUUGGAGAAGGUGUUUUUAUGGAGGUCAUGUAUCUAAGGUUAUCAAUAUAUAAAGUUAUAAUUCACAGGCAACAGAAGUGGCUGUGGUGGAGAUUGGUGGCAUUUCAGUCUGGCCCUCGGUUCUUAUCACGUUGGGCGCAUUCUCAUGCGGCGGUUCUGUCUCCCGCGACCACUCGUCUUCCCCCACUUAAUCUGUAUUGAUCUUCAUUCCAAAAUGUCUAAACUGCCGUCUUAUGUGUUGUUGAUUCCUCCCAACACUGUCAACAAUGAUUGUGUAUCCAGUGCACACGUGGGUGGACGCAAGGUGAACAACAGGCAAUGAACAACUAUGUCAACUUGGACAUUAUAUUGACUGAAAAUUUCUUCUUAUUUUUCUUUUUAGAAAAACAACAUUCCUUGGUACACGCACACCAGCUUAGCUGCAUGGAAUUCAGUUAAUUGUGCACUUAAAAACACAAUAGAAGAUUGAUGAAAUUUUAAAGAAAUAACUGAACUUUGGUACUGUAAAUUCAUGGUAAGAAUUUGUAAUGGGGCUGGAUCCAAUAGACCUGAAGUUUGUUACAUCCAGCUAAAGUUCAGUAACCAGUAAUCACGGUGGAAAUGUGAUUUAACUUGCGGUGGGAAUGUUGAGAGGGAGCAAUAGGAUUUACAAGGACAAAAACAAAUUUGGUGUUACAUUGAACUUUUUCAGAUACCUCAUUAAAGUUCAGUUGCAAAAAAAGAGAAAAAAACUAAGAGUGAUCAAUGUAUUGUUUUUGAAGAUUUAAGUUCAAGUCAGGGAAUUCAUUGCAUUCCUUGGUGAUAGUGUUUAUGAAGUGUACCAUGUACAUAAAUAUAUUAGUAGGGAUUAAAACUGAAAUAAACCUUUAGGUCUAGACUUUUGAAUCUAUUGGCCAAUACGUUACUUGACAAUUGCUAUGACCCCCCUCUUCCCUGCCCCCAGACACACUCAUCUGAAGAAACCAUGUACCUCUAGCAAUUAAUUGCUCUUUUGAAUAAUCCUUUGAAAAAGAGGUACUGGGUACAUGCACUCCUUUACUUCAAAACUUCAACCCUUUUCCAUCAUUUAUAACCAGACAACAUAUAUUUCACUCAUAUUAAUAUUGUUAAUAAGUACUGUCUCGCCUUUGCUUCUGUAACUGUACUAUGUGUCAGAUGUGGUCUAAUCAUCAGAAAAUUAUGUGUUUUGUAAAGGUGUGCAAUAGGUACCAAAUUAACAUGAAAUUUUACCGAUUUCAUCCCCCAGUAUAUCUUUAUUGUGAAGACAAAAUAUCUUGUACUCAUUUCCCAUGUAACAUUUUUUUAGUUGACUGUAAUAAGCAGCUAGUGAUGUCAAAAUGCCACAAAUUGACAAUGGGGGCUUUAAUCCUGAUUUCAGUUGUACUAUGUGUAGUUCAAACUGAACUGUCCCCAGUGGUCCAUGGUCAGACAAUGUAUUGCCAGAGCUGUAUUAUAUAGAUAUAGCUGACUUUCACUGCUGGGUUUCCAGAGGUUUAGACUGUUGUUGACUGCAUAUACAGCCUGAA